This is a messenger RNA of Triticum aestivum (bread wheat), 880 nucleotides long. Its product is annotated as auxin-responsive protein SAUR21-like. Gene Ontology annotation, biological process: response to auxin. The transcript has a single exon. The coding region runs from base 109 to 495 and encodes 128 amino acids. The record is from RefSeq and is a predicted model, not a curated record. NCBI's taxonomy places the organism in Eukaryota, Viridiplantae, Streptophyta, Magnoliopsida, Poales, Poaceae.
CCAACCUACUCUUCCGUGUCCCAACCAGAGAGGCAGAGAGCUAGCAGCAGCAGCAGCAGCAAGCGAACGCGUUCGAUAGCUCGUCGGCGCAAAGCAAGACAAGGCAGCAUGUGCAACGUCAUCACGAUCCCGUCCUUCGCCUGGCUGCGCCGCGCCGUGCGCCGGUGGCGGAACCGCCGGUCCACCUCCGCCCCGGUGCCGGCGGGGCACGUCGCGGUCUGCGCGGAGGGCGCGCGGUUCAUGGUGCGGCUGGGGCACCUGAGCCACCCGGCGUUCCUGGAGCUGCUCCGGCAGGCGGAGGAGGAGUACGGCUUCCCGUCCGGCGCCUCCGGCCCAGUCGCGCUCCCCUGCGACGAGGGCCGCCUCCGCGACGUCCUCCGCCGCGUCUCUUCCUCGUCGGGCUCCGAGGAGCCACGCCGCUCCUCCUCCUGCCGCCGCCGCGGCGACUCGCGGCCGCUGCUGCAGGGGGUUGCCGUCGAGAAGCUCUUCCCGUGAGCCAUCGACCAACAGCGCGCGUGCCGCGGCACCGAACGAUCGAGCAACGCAGCGCCCAAUUUCUGCGCGCAGCAGCAGCAACUGGAGACAGACACGACUCCGGGCGCGGGGAAAAAGACUAAGGCCGUGAAGACCGUGCGGGCCGGCGUGGCGGCGUGCUCCCCUGCCCAGCGUGAUGCCGGUCGCCGGCGAUCGGACGCGUACUGGAGCUAGGCAGUGCAGUAUGUGAUGGUGAUGGUAGUAACUGAUUGAAGAAGGCGACGAUUUUUUUUUAUUGUUUUCUCUGUAACUAUUCUUUGUUUUCUCUGUAACUAUUCUUUGUUUUCUCUGUAACUAAUCUAAUCGUCUGUGCAACUUCUUUGCAGAGGCAUACGAGUAAAUUAGA